CUAUUCCUCUCACUGUCUACUUCUUACUUACAAACUUUCUCUCCACUGAUUUACCAUGAGCAACUUCGAUCCAUCCACAGUGGCGGUCUAUGGUCUUGUCGCUGUUCUCCCGGUUGCGGGUGUCUGGUUGGUGAAGACGCUUAAUCAGAAGGACCCCGUGCCCGCUGUGAUCGGCUCCGGGGGCUGGGUCGAUUCGCUGAAGGCUGCGCGAUACUUCGAGGAGCAGCCGAUGGAGGUCGUCCAGAAGGGCUACGACGAGUACAAGGACGGCGUCUUCCGCAUCCCGCGUCGCUGGCGCUGGGAUUACGUUGUGACCGGUCCCCAGCGCAUCAAGGAAGUCAGCGGGGCUCCCUCGGAGGUUCUUUCUUUCAAUGACGGAUCAGGGGAGGUGCGUCUUCGGUGGUCUGUUUUCAUGCGACAUUGUGCCGAGCCUGCCGCAGACGAUCCAAGCCAAAUACACCAUGGGAGCCGACCUCUUGAACAACGCGUACCAUGCCCUAGCCGUUCGGACGAGUCUGACGCGCAACUUGGAAAGGUUUUCCCGGAGGUGCGGGACGAGAUCGAGUGUGCAAUUGAUGAAGUGUUUGCGUUGCAAGACGACGAAUGGAAACUGGUCCCGGUCAUGUCCUCCCUGAUGAAGGUGGUUGCUCGAACCAGCAAUCGUCUGUUUGUGGGAUUGCCCCUGUGCCGCAACGAUAAUUAUCUUGACUUGAACGUGAUCAACACAAUCGAGACCGUGACUCGAGGCCAGAAACUGAGCGCCUGGCCCGAAUUUCUUAAGCCGCUUGCCGCGCCUUUCAUUGUCACCAGGAUGAAACGUUUGCGGGAGAUGUUGGCAUUCGUCGGCCCAAUGAUCGAGGAGCGCAUUGCCAAGGAAGACGAACUUGGUCCCAACUAUGAGGGCAAACCCAAUGACUUGAUCUCCUGGCUCCUGGAACUUGCCGGCCCUGACGGAAGACACCCUGAGCCUAUUGCCGCUCGUAUUCUAUCCCUCAAUAUGGCUGCGAUUCACACGACGUCGAUGGCGCUGGCACAUGCUCUGUUCGAUGUAACUUCGCGCGAGGGCUAUCUCGAGCCGAUGCGUGAAGAGGCGGAGAACGUCAUCAGGGCGGAAGGGUGGACCAAGUCGGCUCUCAACAGCAUGCACAAGAUGGACAGCUUCAUCAGAGAGACCCAGCGCAUGCAGGGCAACGGACCCGUGACCAUGGCUCGCAAAGUCAUUCAUCCCGAUGGUUUCACUUUCUCCGACGGUGUCAAAGUCCCUUACGGCUCAUUCGUGUAUGUAUCUGGCAAACCCGUUCACUACGAUCCGAGUGAAAAUUCACGAGGAUCCCGAAGUGUUCAAAGGGUCCGCUACUCCGAUCUUCGGGAAGCCAAGGCCGACAACCACACCGUCGAGGCAGGCAUAUUCAACAGCCACAUGGUCUCGACCAGCAUGGAACAUCUGUCUUUCGGCCACGGAAAGCACUCGUGCCCCGGCCGGUUCUUCGCUGCUACCGAGAUCAAGGCCAUGUUGGCCCACAUCCUCAUCAACUACGACAUCAAAGCCGCAGUGCCUGGUGUCCGCCCUCCCAAUGACGAGCAUGGAAUGAUGUCGUCGCCGAAUGGCACGGCCGGGAUCCUCAUCCGCAAACGUCAGCUGUAAUCUCCAUCCCUCGUGUCUGUGCAUAAUAGCCUAGUGACCAUAUACUCUCCUUUACAUCGACUGCUCAUCUUAGACACUUCUUCCAUAGUUCAUUGAAAUGUUCUCGCAUUCCUAUCUCACCCGUUUUCUCUGAGA
Mycena citricolor is the source of this 1780-nucleotide messenger RNA. The record is from the annotation of a GenBank genome assembly. NCBI's taxonomy places the organism in Eukaryota, Fungi, Basidiomycota, Agaricomycetes, Agaricales, Mycenaceae.